GAGAGAGGGAGGGGCCGCCCGUCACAGGUAACGAUGCACCUAGUGAGCGUCCUUUCCUCAGGCGCCAACUGGCGUCUCCGCGCCGCUGCCGCCCACCUCGCGCCGAACCACGCCCUGAGAUUUGGGCGGGUAGCGAUGGGGGGAAAAACAGGCAACCUAAGAGUUAUUACCGUUAGCAGCGAAGACUGCGACUAACGUCAACGACGGACACUGCGUCUGCCUUCGCUUCCGCCUCGUGGCCCCGGGAACCGGAAAUCCGUCUGCCCCGUGUCACGUGCUUAGGAGCCAUAUUGGCGCUGGUGGCUGCUGGGGCUGGGAGGGGGAAUGCUAGAGAGGCGCAGCUUUUCUGGGCGUGGUUUUUAUCCUGGGGGAAGGAUCGGUGCAAUGUGAGGGGCGGUGGAGGAGAUGGCGGCGACGGCGCGGGAAGAUGGCGCCAGCGGUCGAGAGCGAGGGCAGCGGGGCUGCGAGCACUAUGACAGAGGAUGUCUCCUGAAGGCACCUUGCUGUGACAAGCUUUAUACUUGCCGCUUGUGUCAUGAUAACAAUGAAGAUCAUCAACUAGAUCGCUUUAAAGUGAAGGAAGUGCAGUGCAUAAACUGUGAAAAAAUUCAACAUGCCCAACAGACUUGUGAAGAAUGUAGCACAUUGUUUGGAGAAUAUUAUUGCGAUAUAUGCCAUUUGUUUGACAAAGAUAAGAAACAGUAUCACUGUGAAAACUGUGGAAUUUGUAGGAUUGGUCCAAAGGAAGAUUUUUUCCAUUGUUUGAAAUGUAACUUAUGUCUAGCUAUGAAUCUUCAAGGAAGACACAAGUGUAUUGAAAAUGUGUCCCGACAGAAUUGUCCAAUAUGUUUGGAGGACAUUCACACAUCCCGUGUUGUUGCUCAUGUCUUGCCAUGUGGACAUCUUUUACAUAGAACGUGUUAUGAAGAAAUGUUGAAAGAAGGCUACAGAUGUCCAUUAUGUAUGCACUCUGCUUUAGAUAUGACCAGGUAUUGGAGACAGCUGGAUGAUGAAGUAGCACAGACUCCUAUGCCAUCAGAAUAUCAGAACAUGACUGUGGAUAUUCUUUGCAAUGACUGUAAUGGACGAUCCACUGUUCAGUUUCAUAUAUUAGGCAUGAAAUGUAAGAUUUGUGAAUCCUACAAUACUGCUCAAGCUGGAGGACGUAGAAUUUCACAGGAUCAGCAAUGACGACCCUAUGCAGUACUGGAGAACUUGACAUUUUCUGAUAUAGAAAAAGGCUUUCCUUGGUAUCGUGUUAUCAUGUGUCAUCAUCUAUGCAUUAGAGUUGAUGUGUUUUGUACUAGUGUCACAGCAUAAAAUCAUAUUACAAGUACUUAAGGAUUCAGGGUCUCUUGAUAGAAUUAUCAUAGCUCUAUAUUGAAUGAAAGCCACUGUGCUUGUGUUUUGAUUGGAAAUUCCUUUAGUGUCAAUUUUUUGGAAGCCAAUGAUAUUCGCCACUGAUACAUUCAUAGAAGUGUAUUAUGUUUUCAUGAAAUUUUGCUUUAGGUGACACUAUGCACGCAGUUCAUUUCUAGUUCUUGAUAGAACUGCACUUAAUUCUCAGUAGUAUUCUUGACUUUUUAAGGGCUGUGCUAUAGUAAGUUCUCCCUUACUGUUAAAACCUAAUUAAAUAUGCUCUAGAAUUUUCUGAGAGUCCUCUGGAUCCUCUAAAUGUGAAUUUUGAUGUAAUAAUGGCUAAUAAAAUUAUAUUGAAACAGUGUUUUAUAGAAAGUUUUUUCCAAAGUUUUCUAUGUUUGGCUCAAUUAGGGCAGUAUCAUCAGCUCUAUAAUGUAAAAUAAAUUUUCUUUCUUUUGAGGUAUUCUGUAAAAGUAGUUGGGAAAAUUAUUAUGUAAAAUAAUAAGACUCUUCCAAAGCCUUAAUAAAAACAUCAACAUUGAAAACAGUUUUUUUUAGGUUGCCCAAAAUUAUUUCUUCAAAGAGUCAUUCAUUUAUUCAUUUAUUUAGCAAGUAUUUAUUGAGCAACUGCUAUGUGGCAAAUAUGUUUCUAGAUGCUGUAGAGACAACAGUGGACAAUAAAGAUAAAAGUCCUUGUCCUCACAGCAGUACAUCCUAGUGUUCAUCAUAUUUGAUCAGUGUACUCAUUUUCCUUUAUGCAAGGAGUAUAUUGUGAAUGAAUGGAAUAUUUCUUCCCUAAGCAUGUAAAAACAGGGGAUGGAUGAGUGAGAAGGCCAUGGGAUAUUCCUGGCAAGAUCUCUGAUUUCAUAGUACUUUUUUGGGCUUAUGUAAUGGAAUUAAAUAUACCUCUUAAUUCAGGAACAAAGUUAACAAAUGUGUUUGAUGAUCCAGCCGACUUUGACAGUAGUAUCUCCGUAAUAGCUUACAUUACAUUAGGCUAGGAAGUAAAAUGUACACACAUCAGUUGAUAAGUACCUAUUGAGCACCAGUUGUAUUUCCAACUUUGAACUAUUUGAAUCUUCUGUGAAUAAGAAAGUUAGCCUUUUAACUAGAAAGCCUAAGAGUUCGGGCACAUUUAUUUCUUCUUUUGUUGAAAUUUAUUCACCUGGAUAAAGGCAGCAGUUUGGGGCUCAGAUCUUUAUUCUAUCUCACCUUCUUGUCUUCUAUAUUCUACUCUUCUUAGAUUCUUUCCCUUCAUCUGUUUCCUUGGCCUGGCCAGAGCAGCAGUACUGAUCUUGAUUUGGGAAAGGAUGUUCCUGGGUAUUACCAAUUAGUACACAGAUAAGGAAAGACUAGUUUUCCAGAUCUGAUACUUUUUUUUGAAGUGGUUUUGCUCUGUCAUUUAGGCUAGAGUGCAGUGAAGUGAUCAUAGCUCACUGCAGCCUUGACUUCUUGGGCUGAACUGAUCCUUCCACCUCAGCCUCCAGAGUAGCUGGGACUACAGGUGUGUGCCAUCAUGCCCAGCUAAUUUUUAAUUGUUUUGUAGAAACAGAGUCUCAGUGUAUUGUCCAGGCUGGUCUUGAACUUCUGGGCUCAAGUAGUUCUCCUCCCUCGGCCUCCCAAGGGCUGGGAUUACAGGCAUGAGCCACUGUACUUGGUCCAGAUGUACUACUUUUUAUAUUUGGUAUUCUGCCAAACCAAUCAUGUUAUUGCUUUUAAUCAUUGAAUCAUUGGACCUUUAAAUAGGAGUGAGUGUAUAAUAAUAAGGCUCUUCUGUUUUCAACAUCUAUGUGCUAGGGUCAUGCAUUAGCAUUAAUUACUACAGUGAUUCUGUGGUGUAAGUGUUGUCCUCAUGAGAAAGCUGAGGUUUAGAGGUUAAAAUGACAUGUUGGGGGUAAAUAACAGACACUAUGUGUUGGAGUUGGGAAUCAGAUCCAAGUUUGUGACUCCAAACCCACUUUUACCACAUUGCUUUUGACCUAAACUUCCAUUUUGCUAAAAUACCCCUCACAGCUAGUCAUCUAUAUCAUUGAAGAGCUCAUGAUUUGAUAGAUUAACCUUUAAUUUUUAGGUGACUCUAGUUAGAAAGUCUUAUUUCACAAUCUGAUUGUUUCUUUAACUCAGGAUCCAAACAUGUCCAAAAUAAUGCAGAAUACAUAUGCGGUCACUCAUUCAUGCUAUCCAGUCAUGUAGUUGAAGCAAUUUUCAAAUGCGCUCAAAGUCUCUAGGCUUCCGUACCCAGGGUUGCUUCGAGUAUUUGUUCAUGAGAUGCCAACUUGAUGAUGAAAAUCCUUCAACAAUUCUCAUUCACAAUCAGAAUAAAAUCUACGUCCCUUACCAUUCCGAAUGCAAUACUUAAAAUGCAUAAUCUUACCCUUAAAUACUUUUUCUGAUUUCAUAUAGGUUAUACCUCUGUAAGAAAGGUAAAAAACUCUGAACAAUCCUUUCUUCCAGAGAUAACUACUGUUAACAUUUGAAUAGACAACUGCAUUCUUCUUUUCCUGUUCUUUUUAUAAUGCUUACAGGAAUGUUAAAUACUUAGAUCUUAAGUACACUAGAAUUAUCUGUCCCUGAAAUAAGUCAGGUUGCCCUGCCACAGAAUUUGUAUCUGUAGUUUACUUGUAUUAUUUUUGAAAAAAGUAAAAUAACAAUACCUUUGUGAAUUUUUUGGUGCAUAGCAUCUCAGCUUCUUUUAUUAUUAAAGAUGUAUGUAUCAAAAAAAUAAGUAUAUCAAGUUGUUCAUUUCUUAGUUUCUGGGGUCUUCUUAACCGGUACAUAGAACUCUGUAUGAAUUAACUUUAGCUUAUGUUUGAAGAAGUUUGUUUAUAGUGUCAUAGGUUUUAAAAUCAAACUCAGUUUUUAUUUCUUCACCAAAAUCUAUUUUCAUAUUAUAUACAUAUUAAAUUUCCCUUUUAUUUUGGUCAUGCAUCAAAAUAAAUUUACUAAGUACUAAAGAACCAACUUAUUUUAUAAGUGCCUGGCACUUAAUAGGUAUUCACUAGUUGAAUAGUUUAAUUUGAAAUGAAUUAAUUUUAAAUGGGAGUUGUUCAAAACUAUGCCACUUUAUUUUUCUUUUUUCCUUUGUGUUAUUAAAAUUUUAAUUGAUGAUUGUAUAUAUUAUAUAUAUGGAGUACAAUGUGAUGUUUUGAUAUAUGUUUACAUUGUAGAAUGAUUAAAUCAGUGUAAUAAA
This is a messenger RNA of Piliocolobus tephrosceles (Ugandan red Colobus), 4549 nucleotides long. It is a transcript of the gene RCHY1, whose product is annotated as ring finger and CHY zinc finger domain containing 1. Gene Ontology annotation, cellular component: nucleus. The record is from RefSeq and is a predicted model, not a curated record. Gene Ontology annotation, biological process: ubiquitin-dependent protein catabolic process; protein ubiquitination. The transcript is spliced from 9 exons. Bases 406 to 1191 code for a protein of 261 amino acids. NCBI's taxonomy places the organism in Eukaryota, Metazoa, Chordata, Mammalia, Primates, Cercopithecidae. Gene Ontology annotation, molecular function: ubiquitin protein ligase activity; zinc ion binding.